This is a messenger RNA of Cladophialophora yegresii CBS 114405, 954 nucleotides long. RefSeq lists its product as uncharacterized. The record is from RefSeq and is a predicted model, not a curated record. Bases 1 to 954 code for a protein of 317 amino acids. Gene Ontology annotation, biological process: DNA repair. The transcript has a single exon. Gene Ontology annotation, molecular function: methylated-DNA-[protein]-cysteine S-methyltransferase activity. NCBI's taxonomy places the organism in Eukaryota, Fungi, Ascomycota, Eurotiomycetes, Chaetothyriales, Herpotrichiellaceae.
AUGCCCGACAUAGAACUUCUAAGGGAGGAAUGGAAGACCCUGUAUUCGGAGACUCUUCCCAAACUGGCCAAAGCGCGAGAUCCCAGUCAAUCCAGGUGGCCCGUCACUCUUGACCAUUGUUUUGCGCGAAUCAUCCUCGAUAAUGCGAUCGGCGGUGGUCAGCAACAAUGGGAUAAGAUAUUGCCCAAGCCGGCGGUGAGAAACAUGAACGAGCAUCAACUGCAGAAAGCCAUCACCCUGGGCCUGAAGAUCUUGGCUGGGGAGGUCGACCUUUGUGAAUUGGAUGAGAUCAGCUUGAGCUGCAGAGGGAAGAAUAAGGCAAAGUACAGCUUAACGACAGCAAACGGAGCCGCACAGCAAGAGCAGCAGGAUACAUCGACUACAGGCGACGCCAAACGCGCCUUCGAUGAUAUGGAAGGAGCCAGGGUUCCAUCGCCUAGGAAGAACCGAAAAACGGAACAAAAGCAGUCGACGUUGGACCUCUGGCGCCCCCAAGUUUCCGAGCAAAGUAGACCGGGUACAAGUGAGAAUAGAUCGCAAAACGGGGAGAAGCCGAACGAGGAACUCGAACAGGUGCUCCAACGCGUUCGGUCACAUCCAUCACUAACGCAAUACCGUAAGAGGCUUUAUACCGUCCUACUUUCAGUCCCGCGAGGGCGCUACACCACCUACGCUGCGAUAUCAGAAUAUCUCAAGUCUUCUGCAAGAGCAGUGGGGAACGGCAUGCGCAACAAUCCAUUUGCUCCCGAGGUACCCUGCCACCGAGUCCUUGCAGCAGAUGGAAGUAUUGGCGGCUUUCAUGGUGACUGGGGUAAAGAUGGGAAGCAUGCGAACAAGAAAACUGAAUUGCUUCGAGGCGAAGGAGUUAGAUUUGACAGUCGAGGCAGGGUCUUUGGUGAACCAUUUCGGAAAUUCCACGAUUUUCAAGAAGUCGCACUCGAGAGUCCUGUGUAA